AUGCUCAUUCUUCUAUUGGCCUUGAUGAUUUGCAAUUCGCUUCAGGACAUCGCAAUUCAGAAGUGCUAUCAGACGGUGAAGCUUCAAUCCUACGGAAAUGUCACGUUUUUCAAAACUCUCGAAUUCGGCGAUAGCGUGAUACUCAGUGGAACGACGACGAGCGCAUUCACAUUCGGCUUCUUCAAUACAAGAAACGAGUACGAAAUCUGGUAUCGAAACGACUACAGUUCCAGAGUGAAUUAUACCACAUAUAACAAUCGUACAUUUCCGGCGACAUUCGAAAUCGUGAACUUGCCAAUGAUGGAGACUGGCGAGACUUUUGUGCUAGAAUUGCGCUAUACAAAAAUGGGCCUUAGGUUCUUCAAAAAUGGAAUCGACAAAUCGUUUUAUGCUCUAUAUAUUGUGAAUCUGAAUCUCAAUAAGAUGUAUGUGCAAGGCGUCAACAAUUGUCAAGUUCAUCUCCAAUGCUUAUGUCGGACUCCAAAACGAACGAAGACACAUUUGGAGUAUUGCUUAAGACUUCGGGAUUUCAAUGCGAAAACGUUUUGA
This is a messenger RNA of Caenorhabditis bovis, 549 nucleotides long. The record is from the annotation of a GenBank genome assembly. Lineage: Eukaryota; Metazoa; Nematoda; Chromadorea; Rhabditida; Rhabditidae.